CUGCGGGGCUGUAAACAGCUGGGACUGAGCGUCCCAUGCUCUGGACCAUCGAGCAGAGUCCGUCUGUCCCACGGAGCCUGUGCAGCCGGAGGCCCGAGCUCUGUGACGGCGGUGACAGCAGUGCCUGCCUGCCAGCUGGACCUGGUCCUGAGCGCAGGUGUUGGAGCAGCAGCUCGCCCAACAGGGCUGUGCUUCCAUUUGCUGUGGCCCUCGCAGCCGGCUGUGCCGUGGGGAGCGGCUGCAGCUGGUGCUGAGCAGCUGUGUCAGCACCGCCGGUGAGCCAGGUCCAUCCGGAGACCUGGCUGGAUGUGGAACAUGGGAGAAAAGCCUGGGGGAGUCAGGCAAAGAGCGGGGCUGUGAGCAGGCUGCCGCUUGCCUCUCCCGGGCGAGCUGUCCACCUCCUGCCAGGUCUGUCCCAUUGCUCCCUGGGCCGCAGUGCCUGCCUUCGCUCCCCCUUUCCAGCAGCGCCGCCGUGUCCCCAGUCCCGGGAUACGCGGUGGUGCUGUUUGUGGAUGGAGUGCUGGCCAAGAGCUUGGCCCUGCAGUUCUGCUCGUGCCCUGCAGGUGGUUCUCUCUGACUGCCUGAUGUCGAGCGUGUUCGUGCUGUGUGCCGGAGCCGCGCAGCGCCAGCAGGCCGCCUGCGGACCCCGCUCCCUCCCCCGGCGGCAGCCGCUUCUCUGGGCAGGUGGCCCGUCCGCGCCGCAGAGGCGCUGGCCCGCGGUGCGGUGCGCGGCUGGCUCCUGAGGGCGUCUGGCGGAGCGUCCAGCUCUGGCUGAGCCCGAGAGCAGCAAGGCUCGAGUCUGCAGCGCAGCUUUUUGUGCAUCCUGCCUCACGUCUGCCCCAUCCCCACACAGUAUUUUCCCCUCACUUUAGAGGCUGGAAGGAUGAAGUUAGUCACUGGCCUCAUCCCUCUUACCACCUCCCUGUGUCUGCCCACGGAGCUGCCCUGGUAGAGCUGCACAGGCGGUCACACGCAGUUGAACUUUCCUGCGCGCUGGUCUCGGGCUGUGUUUUGAGUGGGCUGCCCCACAGCCCAGCUUCCUCCAGCCCGGGCCCGGAUCUGUGCCAGCGUGUGCCGCGCUGCUCCGGUGGCUCGGGCGGGAUCUGAGUGGCGCCCCUGUGGGAGGAGGGGCAGAGCGUGCCAGCCGGCAGGGACUCACAAGACAUGGGGCGCUGUGAGAAUGACCCAAAAGGACUCGGGUCAUAGUAAAAAGCCAGUCUGAACUCGGCCCAUGCAGGCGCUCUUCCUAAGUGUCUUGGGACAGCUUUGGUCCGUGUGAGGCUUUUUCUAGGUCUGUGUCCUCGUGAGUCUCCCAGUGAGUUCUCAGUACUGCAGCACUGUCAUGUUACGUGUCCCUCACCCCGUCUCUGUGUCCAUAGACGUGUUCUUACCAAGUCAUACAUGCACAUCGGCUAGAAGCAAUCUCUUUUUUUAUCUUUGUCUGCAUCAGUCUGCUCUUCAGACCCCUCACAAUGAACACUAUAGUGUGACAAAGUGAAGUGUUCAUAAAAAAUACCAGUAGAGGCUGUGUUCUGUUUCCUUCUGAAUUAAGGGGAUGUGCUGUUUUCUCUCUCAGGGCAGGGGACCGUGUGCCAGAGCAUCUCUGGUGUGCGAGUGGCGCAGGUUCGAGGGGAGGAGGCUUCUGGGAGGUGGUGCUGGCACCGCUGCGCAGCCCUGUGCGUGUCUGCGCCCCGGGCCGUGUCCCUCGGCAGCGGUGCUGCCAGGUGGCUGCCCUGGCGCAUCGUUAGACACGGUUCCAAAUAGUGUGGGCAGGAACGGUUCAGCACUCAGAGGUAAAUGAGCUGCUGAUGGAUGGCUCUGGUGAUGCCAAAGCUGUUAACAUGUGAACCUCUGAAGUGCAGCCCAGGUUCCAUCGAGGGACUCUCAUCAUCUGCGCUCGGCUGCUGCUGCGUGGGGCAGCGCUGCUCCGUCCCUGUUCUGGUUUGCUCCGGGUGGGCUCUGCUGUUGUCUCUGCGCAGUGGUAGCAAUGGUAGCUCUGGGUGUGUAACUCACGGUGGACCGGAGUCCCUGCCUGCAGGACGGGACUGGUGAUGAUAAAGGCUGUGCAGACGCUCCCUGUGAGCACACACGUCGCGUCUGGGGCUCUGUUCUCGCUGACAGCUCUGUGAUGGGACCGAGGAGCUGCUCUCCAUCUCUGUUUUUGCCAGCAAGGACUGUUGCAAAUAGUUUGUUUCCUUGUUUGUUCUCUCUUCAUACUCUGUUCUGAGUCUGGAGUGUAGCCAAAAAUAAUGCUGUUCACUUAAUCUCCCUCCUUGUGAUUGUGUGGUAGGGGUGGGGGAGAUAUUCACAAGUUAAUUGGGUGAAAAAGCACGUCUUAUUUGAUAUCUGUAGUUUUCAGGGCCAUAUAACAAUGGGGGUCAGAAGCCAUCCUUGUUCCAGUGCCCUCUCCUUGUGUUACCCACUGCUAAACGUGUGGGGAGACUGAGAGACCUGCCUGGUAAGCUCCUCUCUGAUCCCUGUGCCCAGAGGUGCAGCCGGGGAGCCCCGGUGACCGACUCGUGGUGUCACCAGUGCCGACGAGCUUGGGACAGGACGGAGUGCUUCCCUGGGGCCCGGGGACAGAAUUGGGGUGGGGACAAAGUGUGUUCUCACCUGAGCGCUAUGUGUUGGGCGGGGCUCGGGACAGUUACCCGGUGGUACCCUGUGUGGUCCCCGUCGGGAGGAGGAUGCUUCCGUGUGGCCCCAUGCAGGGCGUGGGCUGGAGAAGAGGAUGACAUGGGCAGAGUGGCCCCAUGAGGAAUGGCUGCUGCAGGCCACACGCCGUUUUCCCAUUAGCGAGUGUUUAGUUCAGCGUUUUAAAUAAUUGUGUCCUCAGAAUGAUAUUUAAAAUCCAUUUGGGAGGCAAUGAGGCGGGAAAGUGCCUGUGCCAUUGUGAUGACGCUGCGCGGGCCGCGCCACACAUGCAUAUUACAAACUCGUUACAGGCUCGUUUACACGCGCACUGCUACUCCCCACACAACCUCUUUCUGAUGCUCCUAAUGUUUCUUCCCCACCAUGGUUGCUUCUGCGUGGUACUCAGGAGAAAUGUACUCGAUAAGGCAGGCCUGGUGUCACUGAGGAGCAGCGGGCAUGGCCACAGCACUUGGGUGCUGCCCUUCGAAUGGGAUGUGUGGGGCGUGCUUGGCGAUGGGACUGUCUCAGAUGUCCCGUCCUUCACCUGAGCUCCAUGCUCAGUGCAGGACUGUGCUCAUUGCUGACCAGCCCGUGCACUUGUGUCAUCGCAGGCUCCAGAGCCUGCAGCCCCGAGGCUUCCGGAGAAGAGCUGCGGCUCCUGCGCCGGGCUGACUGUGGAGCUGAGCACCAGCGCCUGCUCCUGAGUGUCCCCAGCAAGCUGCACGAGCUGGAGGACGAGGCGAUGGAGCAGAUGGAGCAGCUCAGCAGCGGUUCCCCAGGUGCUGGUUAGUGGCUGAAGGGCAGGGUGGCCUUGUUGCUGUCCCUCUGUCCCCAGCCCUUCUGCUGCAUGGGCACCCACCACUGUCCUCCCAGCCUGUGCAGAACAGAGAACUGUGUGUACAAAGCUCCUGAUACUGCUUCAUCAUCGUCCUGUUGGCCUUGGUGGUGCGAGCAGAGUUCCAUGUUCUCCCCUUGUCCUCUCCCUCCUGAUCAUGCUCAGCCCCUUCUAGCCAGAGUCCCAGCUGUGGUUUUGCUUGGUGCCACCUGUGACCAGCUGUUGGUGGGCUGAGGAUCAAGCCCCCAGGGGUACUUAAUGGCACGCUGGGUUCUGAUGUCUGUUCCCCUUGUAGUGACCUUGCUGCCUGCUUUCCUCAGCAGGAAAUGGAUGGCUCUAGCAUCCUUGUCUCAGAAAAGACUGAGCAAUACGAGGGCAAAAGCGAGCCUGGAGUAGGGGCAGAGUGUGAAACCAGGGGAGGAAGGGCAGGGUGUGAAACAUGAGGCCCACCUGUGAUUGUGGCGCAGAUGUUCUCAGAGGUGAAGUUCUCCCCCGUCGCGCCCGAGGGCUGGCGAGCCGGGACGGCCGGCGAGCCUGGGAAAUGCAUGGGCUGGAAUGGCUCAGGAUGGGGGGUCGGGUCCCACAGCCUUACACCGAGGGGUGCUGUGUAAUCUGGGCAAGGAGGCGCUUUGUGCUGAGCUGGGAUGUGCUGCUGUCAUCUGUGUUCCUGCCAGCGACCGAUGGAGCAUCCGUGAUGUGCUGCCCAAGCCAGGGGGCUGCACGCUGCGGUGGGGAAGGGACUGGAGCUGCUGUAAAUGCAACACAGGUCCAGGAAACAAACCGAUUCUUAAUCUCUGGAACUUUGCAGGACUUACAUGUGUGUGUCUGUAGAUGGUUUAUGUGGCAUGUUGCCCUGAUUGUUCCCUCCCUCUGCACACACCUGUGAGUGUCACAGGAUCACGGAAUGUCAGGGGUUGGAAGGGCCCUGGAAAGCUCAUCCAGUGCAAUCCCCCCAUGGAGCAGGAACACCCAGAUGAGGUUACACAGGAGCAGCAAGGCUUCAGCUGAAACCUUGACCUUGCUUGCAGAGAAAAGGACUGUCUGUGGUGGGUUUCACAGAACCAUAGAAUAGUUUGUGUUGAAGGGACAUCCCCAGCCCCCCUGCCAUGACAGGGACAUCGUCACCAGCUCAGGGUGCUCAGAGCCCGUCCAGCCUGGCCUGGGAUGUCUCAGGGAUGGUUCAUCUACCACCUCUGGGUACCUGGGCCAGGCUCUCACCACCCUCAGGGCAACAAUUCCUUCCUCGUGUCCGGCUGAAUCUCCCUCCUUUAGUUUAAGACUAUUACUCCUUGUCCUGUUUGUUUUGUUUAAUUUCACAGGACGCUACGUUUCACCUUCUAUACAAAGGCUUUGGGUAUCUGCUCUCCACUUGCUGCUGCUUGUGGCUACAGCUGCAGUACAAGAGAUGUGAGCACGCCUCGGGUUUCCAGUUGCUCGCUUAUUAACACGUCUUGCUGUGGGUGGGGGGCAGUGCCAAAUGCAGGCGUUUGGGUUUGCACAUGCAUAGUUGUUUGGCUUUCCAGCAGGCUUACCAGUGAAACACAACCAGGGUUUAUUAAUGCUUAAGGUAACAAAUGAAGAGCUGGUAGUCCAAGACUUGAAAACAAAAUGCACAGUAUUGGCUCCAGUACCUUUCUAUGUGUCAUCAGGACCUUUUGAAGUUGGCAGGGUUUAAUACAACAUGUUAGUGAAUAUGACCAGCUAAUAGCUGCGUAAAAUUGUGUUUUUGUGGGUAGUCUCUGGCCUGGUAGGGCUAUACACUACAUCUUUAGGCUUGUAGUUCAUACAGAUGAUGCUGCCAGUAACGAGGUACUCUCCCUAAAUCUGUUUUUUGGGGGCAAUGUAUUUUAUCUUGUACUUGCAAGUGUGUCCAUUUACACGUGUUCCUUACCGUUGGGCUAAGGAUUCCGUUUUCAAUGCUUUCGCUCUGUCCCGUGUCAUGGGUAGGUUCCCACCGUGCCUCUUCACGCCAGUCUGGGUCGCUGCUGUGUUCUGAAGCCUCGUGGGGAGGUAGAUGGAGCGAUGCCCUCAGCUGCGCUGGCCGCGCUGUGUCCGCGGCUGCCGCUGCCCGUGGGAGCGCGUGCCGGCCGGGGUGUCGCAGCGGCGGGUGGCGCCCGCGCCCGGGGGGCGGCCGCACGCUCCGGGCGCGCCUUCCCAGAGCAGCGGCUCGGCCUCUGAGCCCGCAGGCAGGACCGGACCCCUGGGCUCCUCCGACGCCUCUAGGCAUGAGACGUGCCGACAUCUCUCGUGCUCUGUUAUACAAGAAACACGCUGUAACCUUUCUGAUUCAACUCGUUCAUCUUGGCCCCCCAUAAGGCAAGUGUAAAUGUAAAACAAACAGGUGAUUUAGUAGGAGAUAAAAGUAAAUCUCUUGCAAUGUUUAGAAGCGGACAGAUUGCAGCACUGUUAUUUUUUCUUUUCCUCAAGGAUGUGCGUCUUUUUCCCUCUGGUCAACACUGAGUCGUGUGAUUGCAUGUGAUCCCCUUCUGCUUUGAGGACCCUCUUCUUCCUCACAAACAGAUCCAAAGAGUUUGAGAAAGGACUUGUUAAAGGCCUAAAAUCGCUGGGGCUGGAAGACUUGGGGCUGCUGAUCUGUCCGUCAGACAGGCCCUGUGCCCCGGCAGGGAGGUGUUCUGCAGCACCCGUGGGGAGCAGCCUGCCCGCUCCCACCCGGACUGUGCAGCCCGCGGUGCUGUGUGCAGUGACGGGGCUCAGUACGCUGGUGUUGAAGGUGAAACCCUGUGCCCGCGGCUGGACAAGUCCUGGCAGGUGACAGCGCUGAGGGGACAGAUGGUCCCUGCUCCCUCCUGCGAGCUGCCAGAGCCAGCAGAGCCGCUCUGUGCGGCGGGGCCAGGGCAGGUGCCAGAGCUGCCGAACGCGAGGGAGGGCUCUGCUGCGAGGGGGCUGUGCUGCCUGUGUCUUGUGUGGAUUUGGUGGUUGGUGUGUGGUGGGGUGAUUUGGUGUGUGGUGGCGUUGGCCAUGGGAAUGGCAGCGAAUCUCCAGGGUAGCUGGUGUAGAGGCAGAACUGCAGCCCCGCUCAGCCCAGGGUCUGUGAGACAGUGUGACAGCAGUGCCUGUCCCUGUGUCCCGGGUGAUGCCUGGGGACAUGGCCGUUCCUCCUGGGUGGCCGUGGGGGGUGUGGAUAGUGCUGUGCAUGAAGGACUAGGCUCGGAUUCGGUGCCCGAGCCCAGGGCUGGGGAACAUGGAGCCAUCGGUUCCAGUGGCAGGAGCAGCGGGAGGUGGAAAGACCAACUGGGAGUUCUUCUUUUCCUCAUCUCAAAGAGCGUCCAGCCUUCUCUAUACUCCAGCAACACCCUGCCUCCCCCUCCCCCCCAAAAAAAGCCCCCGAACAACCCUCCUAACCCCAAAAAGCCUUUUAGUCCCGUACGUAUUUAAUAUUAAGAAGUGACACAACUUGCCUGUUUUGCAGGACAGAUGGUGCAGUCCAGGAGAUAAGUCACGUGGGCCGACAUGGUGGCUUCUGAACCUCUUUGUCCCGUGGGACAGUGUGCUCCAGGAGAAAGCCCACGGUGGGCGCAGCAGCUGCAGGUAGCGGUGUGCGGUCUGGGUGCACGGCCACCCCCGUUGCCCUCGGGCACUCUCGCAGGUCUGUGCCCAGUCACCCCUGUGACCCCAGACACUCCUGGCUACGGCACUGGGGAGGGAACACCAGCUGAAACUCCCACAGCAGCCGCUGAGUCCCCGUUGUUGCUGGCACGCACAGCCUCCCAGCUGGGAGGUUCUCAUGCUGGCAGGGACACAGCAAUUAACAGCUCCACCACACAACGCUUGCUGCAGCUGGAUGAGGAGCAGCUGGAUCCGCAGAAGGACUCUCGGCGUCCAAGGUCCCAGUACCACCGCAGCGAGCACAACCUGUGCCCGGUUCGCCAGGGAUGCCGGGACAGCCGCUUGGAGCCACUGGAGUGCCGGGACCUGCUGGUCCAGAACGCGCUGUUCACCGGGGACCUGGAGAUGGUGCAGAAGUACUUCACCAGAAGCGCAGCCAUCAACCUCAUCAUUGAGAUCAGAGGUGACGAGCUGCACUGGAUCAGCAGGAAACGUGGACUGUGGUCUCUGAGCUACGAGGAGGAGCUCACGGCGCCGCUGCACAUCACAGCCAGCCGGGGCUACACGGACUGCCUGCGGCUGCUGCUGCUCCGCGGCGCCGCCGUCAACUUCGCCCCGGGGGGCAAGACCGCCCUGCACGAGGCCUGCGCGGCGGCCCGGGCAGACUGCGUGCGCCUGCUGCUCGGCUUCGGCGCCGACCCCGAGGCUGUCUCUGAGGACGGCUACAGGCCCCUGCACCUCUGCAAGAGCCCGGACUCCGUCCAGUGUGCCCAGCAGCUGCUGCAGCACGGUGCCAGUGUCAACAGUCGGACAGAGGAGGAAGAGGACACAGCGCUGCACGUAGCAGCACGGCAUGGCCUGACAGACCACGUCCAGCUGCUGCUGCGCCACGGGGCAGAGCUGGAGGCGAAGAACGAGGAGGGGCAGACGCCGCUGAACGCAGCCUGUGCCCAGCCCCAUCAGCCCCAGGACACGGACCGCUACUACCGGGUCUGCCAGCUGCUGGUGGAGAGCGGGGCCAGCAUCAACGCUGCAGACAGGGACCGCCAGCACCCGCUUCACCUGGCCUGCAAGAACGCCAACGCUCGAGUGGCAGAGCUGCUGCUGGCCCGGGGUGCAAACGUCAACAUCAUGAACUACAGCGGCAACACGGCGCUGCACAAUAUCCUGCAAGCGGCUGCCUACAAGCUGGAGCAUCACCCGGAGCUCGUGGUGCGAACGCUUCUCAACUACGGUGCCGUCCGCAUCUGGCCUGGCUCUCUGCUCAAGGUGCUGCGGUACUGCCACGCGUGCCCGCGGGCCGUCGAGGCCCUGAUCAACAGCUACGCACACGUGCGCGUCUCCGAGGACUGGGCGGACGCGGUUCCUGCGGCGGUUGUGCAGAAAUACCCGCGUUUCUACCAGUCACUUUUCUCUCUGGGGCAAAGACCUCGCUCCCUGCAGCACCUGGCUCGCCACACGCUCAGGACCUUCCUGGAGGGCCGGUUGCUCCUGGUCCUGUCUCAGCUGCACCUGCCAAGCGCCUUGCACCGUUUUCUGCUGCUCAACUUCGAGGAUGUUCUCUACUAGGGAUGCAGUUCGGUCCUGCUGUGCCUUUCUGUGCAGAUGUUCCGUCCCUGCCUGCGCCUUCCUCACUAACCCUUCCCGUCACACAUCUCCUGCCAGGCCACGUCAGCCCCGUGCCCAGCCUCCCUGUGUCCCUGUCCAGCCAGCUGUGUGCUCUGCCUUGUGCACAUGUUUUGGAGCCUUCUCUUUACCCAUACUAGUCAGGACUAACGCCAGAGUCACUAGGAAAAGCAAGAUAUAUGGACUAGGGUAUUUUGUGGCACAUGGGGCAAAUACACUGCACCGAUCACAGAUUUAGUUGUACAAUAUCAAUCUCUGCAUCCCAAAUCUGCAAACUAAUCUGAACCAGACAGCUCUGGUGCCCUCGCAUCUGUUGGGAUCCUGCGUUUAGUCAGGUUGUUUACAGUUUGUACCCAAAGGUGUUCAGAGUAAGCCCUAGUCUUUGUCUGUACAAACCAGAACGCAGCUCCCGGCUCGCCUGGAGGACUGUCCCGGCAGAGCUCGUCCCCGUGACGUGCCACACGUUGUAGCAUAUGCGCUCUCAGAGCUGUGCACCCGUUUGCUUCUCAGAGGACACAGGGAAGUGUGGUGGGUGCACCCGUCCCACACAGGGCCAGCGUCCGGGGUGCCUGGAGCUGCAGCUUGGGGCAGGGCAGCAGAGCGUGCCAGCGCUGGACUUGGGUGUGGGGGGAGGAGGCAGCGUGUCCCCGGGGUCCCGGCGGCAGCGGGGGCGCUCAGAGGGACAGACCAUCCCCGGGCACCGCUCUUCAUGGGCUGGAUUUCACCUGUGCUCCCGCUGAAAUCAAAAGGGCGAUUUCAUUGUGAAUAAGGAUACCACUGAGUAACCAUUUCCAAGGAAUGUGGGGCUAGCAGGAAAAGGGGAGUGUCUUUUACAGGCUGGAGGGAAGCAAACCAAACCCAUCCACCAGAAAAGCUUUGGGGCACUCAAGCCCUUUUCCAGAGCAGAAACAGUCAGAAACUUUCAAACUAAGUACAGGCUGAGGACAAAUGCUCGGAGCUUAGCUCAGUUGUGCUAAUUGAUUAGUAACUGAUCUUUCUAAUUCUGUUAUUGUAAAUGUUUUUAAAGGUUUUAUGUUCCAGAGCACAUUUUGGCAAUAUAACAAGCUACGCUGCUCUUUCUCGGGUUUCCGAAGGGCAGUAUUUAAUGCAGCACUGCAUGCAUUGCUGGGACGGGAGUUACGCCGGGCACCGGCUGUUGUUCCUGCUUCAACAGCCCCCGGGGUUUUUGGCAGAGCGGUGAGCAGGAGGCACCCUCACCCUCUGUCGCAGUAACACGACUCCGCUGCCACGUGUCAGUGCAGCUGCCCGAGUGACACUCAGGGAUAGGAAACGUCCCACUUCUAGACAGACAUUUCCAUCCCCGGUGCAGCCACCAGCUCUCACUGAGCCUCCCUGUGCGGUCGAAGCGUUUGCUGUUCCCAGUCGCCCCUUCCUUGAACGGCACCAGCACCUCCUGCGGGCUGCCCGGCUCAAACAUCUGCCCCGCUUCUGCCGGCUCUCUCUCGUUCCUCAGUCAGAGCGCGAUGUGACACAGCGCGUGGACUAGGAAACCGCAGUGGAACUUAUCGAAGGGCACAAGAACAAAGCAAGAGUAGCAAAGCCCUUUCCUGUGAUGUCCAUCCCCACCCCGGAGCUCUGCAAGUCGCACUUGAGACAUUUUUGAGUCAAAAGGGCAUCUUUGUAUUUAGCAGUCAUAGAGAGAAUUUAUUUUUCUUCCAUCAAUAUGAUGUCACUUUUUGGCUCCACGUAUGUUUGAGCAUCCUGAUAACUUCACGGCAAGGAUAACUUAAUUGCGUGUUGUGUGGAUCACCUCCUUUUAUUUGCUUUAACACGGUCACCUUCUUGUUUCAUUUGAUGCUCUUUAACUCUUGUAUUCUAAGAAUAUGCAGGCAACUCCAGUCUGUUCCUCUUCAUCGUAUUAUUCAAAACUGUGUACAUCGUUUGUCUCCAUACUCAGGCUGGAGCUGUAUUCAACUGUGUCGUUCCCCGCGUGGGAUCUGUCACCCAGCCCUUAACCACGAGCACGAGCUUCCCCGUCUCUCCGGUGACCCCAGCGCAUCACUUUGGGAUGAGGGACUAGAACACGACAUUCCACGUGUGAUUGUGAUUCUGUGGGAGUUACUCUCAGCCAUGCGGACGUGGGAUCUGCGCCAAUGCCCCGGAACCCUCAGGCUCGUGUUCCCCUUGCCUGAGCGUGUACAGGGCCCGGGAGGGCGGCCCCGCCAGCGCUGCGCUUCCACCCAGCGGCUUUGCUGCUCAGAUGGCGCGUGUUGCAAUGUUUAAAUGUUUUUCAGACUCAUUACUGUCCAGAAUGCCACCCCUGUUUUAAAGUUAAGCCCACAUGCUCCUUUCCGAUAUGUUGCGCCUUAUACUGGGCUGUAACAAACCGGUUUUCUCACUGAAGUGGUGUUUCGAGCAAUCCAGAUCAGGUUGUCCUGUGCAAGUGCCAGCUGUUACUUUCACCCUCCCAGCAGUUAAUUGUUACCCACCUCAGCAAUUUUACCAGCAAGUGGUUUUUCUUUUCUCUCUGGUUGCUAACGUAUAGCAUUGAUAUGUGACUAUGAUACUAUGAUCUGUCAAAUGGCUAUAUAGAAUAAGUCUUUCAGUUACCCAGUUCUUUCCAAUCUGUUACCACUGAUCACACCGUAGAAUCCAGCUCAUUGUUCUUAUUAGAACACAGAACUAAGUCAACUGAGCUGGAGGCAUGCCAUGUCUAUCCAGUUAGCUCUCUCAAACUUGUCGCCUUACCAACAUUUACAUAAAAUUAGUUGAAAGUACCUUUUCCAAAUGACAUGAAUUUGAACGACAUGAAUGUGGGUUCCGGCUUUUACUAAUGUACCCUGGACAUCCUCUGGCUCUUGUGUGUGGUUGUGAGAUGUGUGUUGAUCUAACGGCUCUGCAGUGCCUUGUGAACACGUUUAAACAGUAGCAAGACAUCGGAGGAUUUUUCUCCCGGUUGAGUUCCCAGCAUGCCGUGAUUCAUUAGAAAUAAAACAAUCGAUGGUUCCGUGAA
This is a messenger RNA of Columba livia (rock pigeon), 11636 nucleotides long. It is a transcript of the gene ASB10, whose product is annotated as ankyrin repeat and SOCS box containing 10. The record is from RefSeq and is a predicted model, not a curated record. Gene Ontology annotation, molecular function: protein binding. Gene Ontology annotation, cellular component: nucleus; ciliary inversin compartment; cytoplasm. Gene Ontology annotation, biological process: protein ubiquitination; positive regulation of protein catabolic process; intracellular signal transduction. Lineage: Eukaryota; Metazoa; Chordata; Aves; Columbiformes; Columbidae. The transcript has 7 exons. The coding region runs from base 6941 to 8605 and encodes 554 amino acids.